UCUGGUAACCAUGGUUACAGAAAGUCCGGUUUGGGCAUGCUCCCAUCUGAUGUUGGUCCAAAGCAAUUAAAACUUUUUGGUUUCAUCGUUGUUUGCUUUAUUGGUUCCAUCGCGUUUACUAAGUCCGUUGUCAAGGAUCGUCGAGUGGCUAACUACAAGCCUCAGCAGCUUCGUUUAGACGAAAAUGGCGAGGAGGCCCAGACUGAGCCUGCCUUUGAUUCUUCCAAGGUUAAGCCAGGCUUUCCUCUUCCAUCUGACCAGUAUGAUAGAAAGUCUGCCUACGAAGGCAGCGGUAUUAGCUACAUGAGUCGAAAGAGAGGUGACAGAUUGACCAAUUCUUGGUUCGGUAAGACUUAUGAGGACAAGGAUGAAUAA
Messenger RNA from Babjeviella inositovora NRRL Y-12698, 375 nucleotides. RefSeq lists its product as uncharacterized. The transcript has 2 exons. Lineage: Eukaryota; Fungi; Ascomycota; Pichiomycetes; Serinales. Bases 37 to 375 code for a protein of 112 amino acids. The record is from RefSeq and is a predicted model, not a curated record.